Messenger RNA from Aureobasidium subglaciale EXF-2481, 1923 nucleotides. RefSeq lists its product as uncharacterized. The transcript has a single exon. NCBI's taxonomy places the organism in Eukaryota, Fungi, Ascomycota, Dothideomycetes, Dothideales, Saccotheciaceae. Gene Ontology annotation, molecular function: protein binding. The record is from RefSeq and is a predicted model, not a curated record. Bases 284 to 1477 code for a protein of 397 amino acids.
CUUCGAUCGUGAACGUUCGAUAUGGUUCAUACCGAUUGGGCUAUCAUCACUCUUUUACGACUGAGCUACACUUUGGCGAACGCAAGUGUUUGUGUCGUCGACUCGAUCAGGCAAAAAGUGAUCGAAAAGUGUCGUGGCAGGGUCAUCCCCCAGUCGAGGAAGCUGGUAAACACCUCGGCACCGAGACACCUACAUCAUCACUGAGCAACUCCGAGAUCAGCGAACUUGCAUUCCUCUUCGCUUCUCCAUUGCAUCAGACGAAGUCACAUACAUCGACGCAGUGAUGAAUUUACUCGAGCUUCCGCGAGAGAUACGCGAUCACAUCUACACGACCAUUGUGGACCCAGAGGUCAACAGAUACACCGACAAGCAUGGAAACACAAAAUACACCUACUGGCACACGAACCUCCUCAGCGUCAACAAGCAAAUCUACCACGAAGCCCGCCGCAUCUUCCUCGAGCAAAACAGCUUCAUCAAAGUCACCACACCGUUUCCCGAGUCCAAAGAGCAAGUCCACGAGGAUGGUGUUCCGAUUGUCGCAAGCGAUUUGCGCGCAGACAAGUGCACUCAACACAGCCUGUCUGUGUUGAUAGCAUUCCCACUGACGGGUAUGCGCACAAAAGAGGACACUUUCAUCAUACACGUCGACGACUUGGUCAAGUUCUGCGACUCGUGGUAUCACUCUGCGGCAGACUACCCGGAGUUGAACGAGAACUUGACGCUCAAGCUCACUUUGAGGGACCCGCUCUCCGGCACACCUCUCGACAGUACGCCGGCUGAAAAGAAGGUGCUCAAGUCAAUGCAAGAAAGGCUGCUAUAUCCCUUUGGCAGAAUCAAGAAUCUCAUGAGGGUCGACGUAACUGGCAUCCCUUUGCCCGACGACACAGUCGUUGCGGAAAUGAAGAGAGUAAUGGCUAUACCACUCGGCUCACCAGCACAACGUCUGAUCCAAGCCACAGAGUACAAAGACGCAGGAAACGCAGCCCUGAUGGCAGACCGACCAUUGGAAGCGCUGGAACACUACCGCAAGGCCUGGGAAGCAAUGUUCAUCGUCGUCAACGGCCGCUCUCGCCGCGUCUAUGGAGAAAGAUACUUUGAGGUUCUUCUCAACACACCACCCUUUGAAAACAAGCACGGUAGUAUGGUGCGGACUAUUCUUCGAGUGCGUCUUGUUGCCAAUUCUCUGCUCGCAUACCUCAAACUCAAGGACUGGGAGACAGUCGUCCAUAUCGGCAUGAGAACUAUCAGUAUCAUGCGAAGAGGCGAUGAGAAUAUCGAGCCCGAGGAAGAGGCUUGGGGAGGUGCCUGGACGGCUGGACCUGAGAUGGGAAAGAUCUACUAUCGCACUGCUUUGGCCUUGAAGGAAAUGGACGACAAAUACGAAGCAAGAAGACUGUUGAAAGUCGCAGUCUUGUACUUGCCAAACGAUCAAAGGGUUCACGAGUUGAUUAGGGAGUGUGCGUUGAGGAUUCUCUGAGCAAAGGCGGGCAGCAGAUCUGGCUUUGGAGGAGUGCAUAUGGAGGCGCGAAAAUAGGCCCGCAAAGGGCUGGACUCUACCACAUUCAAACAUGGUAUGGACGGAUGUAACAAUCACGGCGGGGGGAUCUUGGAUGGAAGAAAUUGCUCGAGAUGCUGCAAUUCAAGGGACAGCUUGAGGUUAGUUUCAUAAUGAAGUUACGAGGUUUCACACAAUCCUUUGCUCAGGAAGUUCAUCGGUAUUAGAAGGGGUGAGCAGUAAGAUGCUUAUCGGGAUAAACACUUGGCAGGGUGCGGCCCGAGUGGAAUGCUAGCAAACGUCCCGGCUAUCUUAUGCAGCGCUCAUAUAUCUGCGAGAUGAGAUGCUCCCUUUGUGUGCGGAACACUGUCACACAUGUAGCUGCCUCGAGGCACUAUACUUUCUCGAAUUGCAGCGGUGUCAUCGAG